AUGAGCAACACAACUAUACCGUCAGGGGUGGUUGGGCCAGGAGCAUUCUUGCCAAGUGAUACGAGGCAGCCUUUAGUCAUCGGUAUUACAUCAAUGUUCAUCGUAUUGAUUGCCAUUUUUAUGGCCAUUCGGGUUUAUAUCAGGGGUUACCUCUUGAGAGGAUGGCAACUCGACGACUCUGUGUUCAUGUGGUCUUCGAUGCUCGUGAUUGUCCAAGGAGCCAUGGUACUAUGCAAUGUAGUGUAUGGUAGUCUUGGGCUGCACCUUUGGAGAUCAACAUUUGAUCAGAUACAGCAAAAUCCUCGUUACUUGGUUACAACAGUCCUUAUGUACCAAUUAUCUUUCGGUUUCAUUAAAGCAACGUUUUUACUGCAGUUCCGCCGAGCAUUCGCUCUGCCUCACAUAAUAUUGUUCUGCGACAUCUUCCUGGGCAUCAUGUUCCUAGCACUCAUAGGAUUGCUCAUCUUCGGCGGAAUCGUUAUGCGAGAUUUUCUGAAGCCGGGGUAUGUCCCUUCGCCUGGGGAAAAGGCAUACCUGAUAUUUGGCUACGUCAACGCCGCCGUACAUCUCUCGACGGAUAUCGUCAUUUUCAUACUGCCGCUGGCACUUGUGGGACAGAUGCGCCUUGCAGCAAUGCAAAAAGCUGGUCUAAUCUCCAGUUUUGGGGUGGGAAUCUUGUGA
This is a messenger RNA of Colletotrichum costaricense, 681 nucleotides long. RefSeq lists its product as uncharacterized. The record is from RefSeq and is a predicted model, not a curated record. The coding region runs from base 1 to 681 and encodes 226 amino acids. Lineage: Eukaryota; Fungi; Ascomycota; Sordariomycetes; Glomerellales; Glomerellaceae. The transcript is spliced from 4 exons.